AUGGCGUUAGAUCCCGAACACGGGGUCAGCAAAGACCUGUCGACUAUUGAUACUUCCCCGCUACCUUCUCAUACUAGUGGAACCGCCCAAAUUGUUGCCCAUGGCGGGUACAGCGGUAUUGGAGAUGAAUCCUCCAGUACUGAAGAUGACACUAGUUCUGCUAUGAGCGUGAGCAAGCAGGUGGAGCUGGAAGCAGGCCAUGCCAUCAAGUAUAGGACUUGUAGUUGGCAGAAGACUGCAGCACUACUCUUUUCCGAGUAUAUCUGCUUGGCUAUCAUGUCAUUCCCGUACUCUUACUCGGUCCUCGGCCUGGUCCCAGGGCUGAUACUUACGGUUGUGGUCGCCGGAAUGGUGCUCUAUACUUCAUUGGUCAUCUGGAAAUAUUGCCUACGCCAUCCGGACGUACGGGAUAUCUGUGACAUUGGCCAGCGCCUUUUCUGGGGCUCAAGAGCGGCGUGGUAUCUCACGGCCAUCAUGUUCCUCCUGAACAAUACCUUUAUCCAGGGCUUGCAUUGCUUGGUCGGCGCACAAUACUUGAACACGAUGACGAAUCACAGCACUUGUACAGUGGUAUUUGUCGCAGUGACAGCUGUGAUAUCUUUCGUUUGCUCCAUACCAAGGACUUUCAACACACUUUCCAAGCUUGCAACUCUAUCGGCUUUCUUUACAUUCAUAUCGGUUCUACUGUCGAUGAUAUUUGCCGGACUCGAGGCUCAUCCUGCGAAAUAUAACCCCGACCCUAAUCAUAAAGGCCCCGAUGGCAAGUUAAUGGGGGGUAAGCCUAUUGUCACAGCAUUUCCCCUCCCCGGAACCACCUUUGUUGCGGGAAUGUCUGCUUUCCUAAACAUCAGCUAUACGUUCAUCGGCCAGAUCACCCUCCCAAGUUUUAUUGCUGAGAUGAGAAAUCCAAAAGAUUUUAGCAAAGCCCUCUGGGCAGUCACUAUUGCGGAGGUAAUUGUGUUCAGUGUUGUGGGUGCGAUUGUCUAUGUCUUCACAGGCACACAAUACAUGACCGCACCAGCAUUUGGCUCCCUCAGCAAUGAAGUGUAUAAGAAGGUUGCCUUUUCCUUCAUGGUGCCUACACUGAUUUUUCUCGGAGUACUCUAUGCAUCUGUGUCUGCACGAUUUAUCUUUUUCCGCAUUUUCGAUAACACUCGCCACAAGACAGAACACACUCUGGUCGGCUGGUCCGCCUGGGCUGGGAUUUUGGCGGUACUUUGGAUACUUGCCUUCAUUGUGGCAGAAGUGAUUCCAUUCUUUACCGACCUUCUUUCCAUAAUGAGUUCGCUUUUCGACUCUUUCUUUGGAUUCAUCUUUUGGGGAGUGGCCUAUCUACGAAUGCAGUCGGCGGACGAGGCUGAGAAGCCAGGAAAGCCCCGCAGCGUCAGAGGAUGGAUCGGGUGGGGUGUUAAUAUCUUCCUCGUCGGAGUCGGGUUACUAUUUCUUGGUCCAGGAACAUAUGCAUCUGUUGAUAGUGUCGUGCUCAAUUACCAGAGCGGAAAAGUUGGCAGCGCAUUUUCCUGUAAGGACAAUGGGUUAUAA
Molecule: messenger RNA, 1542 nt
Organism: Nannizzia gypsea CBS 118893
Lineage: Eukaryota; Fungi; Ascomycota; Eurotiomycetes; Onygenales; Arthrodermataceae
Exons: 5
Coding region: 1-1542 (513 amino acids)
Biological process (GO): amino acid transmembrane transport
Cellular component (GO): vacuolar membrane
Molecular function (GO): amino acid transmembrane transporter activity
Source: RefSeq, a predicted model, not a curated record